CCAGCACCAGGGUCUUCAGCACCAGGAGCCCAGCUUGCAGGAGACAGGGGUGCCGGAAGCAGUGCCCAGCCGCCUCCCAGGUCUCAGGGAGGGUCUGCUCCUUGUCUCUCCAAGGAUGGGUCUCCAGGGAAUGUCCAGCUUCCCCCUGGGGCUCCUGCUUGGCUCUGUGUUCCUGGUGGCUUCGGCCCCAGCCAUGCCUGAGUCUCAGGGCUGCAGCAACAAGGAGCAACAGGUGACCGUCAGCCACACCUACAAGAUUGAUGUGCCCAAGUCUGCCCUGGUCCAGGUGGAGACUGAUCCCCAGUCCCUCAGUGAUGAUGGGACCUCGCUCUUGGCCCUGGGGGAGGCCGGGGAGGAGCAGAACUUCAUCUUCAGGCACAACAUCCGCCUUCAGACGCCACAGAGGGACUGUGAUCUGGCAGACAGCGUCCAGGACCUCCUGUCCCGGGUGAAGAAGCUGGAGGAAGAGAUGGCAGAGAUGAAGGAGCAGUGCAGCGUCCAGCGCUGCUGCCCAGGAGCUGCUGACCUGAGCCGCCACUGCAGCGGCCACGGGACCUUCUCCCCUGACACCUGCAGCUGCCACUGCGAGCAGGGCUGGGGGGGCGCCGACUGCGAGCUGCCGGCCUGCCCCGGGGCAUGCAGCGGUCACGGGCGCUGCGUGGACGGGCUCUGCCUGUGCGACGACCCCUACGUGGGGCCCGACUGCGCCUACCCGGCCUGCCCCCAGGACUGCAGUGGGCACGGCGUGUGCGUGCGCGGGGUCUGCCAGUGCCACGAGCACUUCACGUCGGAGGACUGCAGCGAGCAACGCUGUCCGGGCGACUGCAGCGGCCACGGCUUCUGCGACACUGGCGAGUGUUACUGCGAGCUGGGCUUCACUGGCCCCGACUGCUCCCAGGUGGUGGCCCCCCAGGGCCUGCAGCUACUCAAGAGCACAGAGAAUUCCCUGCUGGUGAGCUGGGAGCCCUCCAGUGAUGUGGACCACUACCUCCUCAGCUAUUAUCCCCUGGGGAAGGAGCUCUCUGUGAAGCAGAUCCAAGUGCCCAAGGAGAAGCACAUCUAUGAGAUCCCUGGCUUGCUCCCUGGAACCAAGUAUAUAGUCACCCUGCGCAACGUGAAGAAAGAUAUUUCCAGCAGCCCUCAGCAUCUCCUGGCCACAACAGAUCUUGCUGUGGUUGGCACUGCCUGGGUGACAGAAGAGACGGAAAACUCCCUGGAUGUGGAGUGGGAGAACCCGCCGACCCAGGUGGACUACUACAAGCUGCGGUAUGGGCCCUUGACAGGGCAGGAGGUGGCUGAAGUCACUGUGCCCAGGAGCAGUGACCCAAAGAGCCGAUAUGACAUCACUGGUCUGCAGCCCGGGACAGAGUAUAAGAUCACAGUUGUCCCCAUACGAGGCGAUCUGGAGGGCAAGCCAAUUCUCUUGAAUGGCAGGACAGAAAUUGAUGGUCCAAGGAAUGUGGUCACUGAUCAAGUGACAGAAGACACAGCAGUUGUCUCCUGGGACCCUGUGAAGGCUGACAUAGACAAGUACGUGGUUCGCUACAUUUCCCCUGAGGGGGAGACCAAGGAGACGGCAGUACCCAAGCACCAGAGCAGCACUGUCCUGACUGGCCUGAAGCCGGGGGAGGCAUACCAGGUGUAUGUGUGGGCCGAGAGGGGCAACCAGGGCAGCAAGAAGGCCGACACCAAAGCCCUCACAGAAAUUGAUGGCCCAGCUAACCUGGUGACUGACCGGGUGACGGAGAAUACAAUCACUGUCUCCUGGGACCCUGUGCAGGCUGCCAUUGAUAGGUAUGUGGUAAACUACACCUCAGCUGAUGGAGAGACCAGGGAGGUUCCAGUGGCCAAGGAGCAGAGCAGCACCGUCCUGAAGGGCCUGAGUCCAGGUGUGGAGUAUAAAGUCUAUGUGUGGGCCCAGAAGGGGGACCGGGAGAGCAAGAAGGCCGACACUAAGGCCCCAACAGACAUUGACAGUCCCCAAAACUUGGUGACUGACCAUGUGACAGAGAAUACGGUCACUGUCUCCUGGGAUCCUGUGCAGGCCACCAUUGACAGGUACAUAGUGAGCUACACCUCGGCUGAUGGAGAGACCAGGGAGGUUCCUGUGGGGAAGGAGAAGAGCAGCACCAUCCUGACGGGCCUGAGGCCAGGCAUGGAGUAUGCGUUUCACGUGUGGGCCCAGAAGGGGACCCAGGAGAGCAGGAAGGCCGACACCAAGGCCCCCACAGACAUUGACAGCCCCCAAAACCUGGUGACUGACCAGGUGACGGAGUACACUGCCACUGUCUCCUGGGACCCCGUGGAGGCUGACAUUGACAGGUAUGUGGUGCGCUACACCUCUGCUGACGGAGAGACCAAGGAGGUUCCAGUGCGGAAGGAUCAGAGCAGCACCGUCCUGAAGGGCCUGAAGCCAGGUGUGGAGUACAUGGUCGAUGUGUGGGCCCAGAAGGGGACCCGGGAGAGCAGGAAGGCCAACACCAAGGCUCCCACAGACAUUGACAGCCCUCAAAAUCUGGUGACUGACCAGGUGACAGAGAACACUGCCACUGUCUCCUGGGACCCCGUGGAGGCUGAAAUUGACAGGUACGUGGUGCGCUACACCUCUGCUGACGGAGAGACCAAGGAAUUUCUGGUUGGGAAGGAUCAGAGCAGCACUGUCCUGACGGGCCUGAGGCCAGGGAUGGAGUACGCUGUCCAUGUGUGGGCCCAGAAGGGGACCCAGGAGAGCAAGAAGGCUUACACCAAAUACCCCACAGACAUUGACAGCCCCAAAAACCUGGUGACUAAACAGGUGACAGAGAACACUGCCACUGUCUCCUGGGACCCCGUGGAGGCUGACAUUGACAGGUACGUGGUGCGCUACACCUCUGCUGACGGAGAGACCAAGGAUGUUCCAGUGGGGAAGGAUCAGAGCAGCACCGUCCUGACGGGCCUGAGGCCAGGUGUGGAGUACAGAGUCUACGUGUGGGCUCAGAAGGGGAAACAGGAGAGCAGAAAAAUCAACACCAAGGCUCCCACAGACAUUGACAGCCCCAAAAACCUGGUGACUAAACAGGUGACAGAGAACACUGCCACUGUCUCCUGGGACCCUGUGGAGGCUGACAUUGACAGGUACAUGGUGCGCUACACCUCUGCUGACGGAGAGACCAAGGAAUUUCUGGUUGGGAAGGAUCAGAGCAGCACUGUCCUGACGGGCCUGAGGCCAGGUGUGGAGUACACAGUUGAUGUGUGGGCCCAGAAGGGGGCCCGGGAGAGCAGGAAGGCCACCACCAAGGCCCCCACAGACAUUGACAGCCCCAAAAACUUGGUGACCAACCAGGUGACAGAGAAUACCGCCACUAUCUCCUGGGAUCCAGUGAAGGCUGACAUAGACAGGUACAUGGUGCGCUACACCUCAGCUGAUGGAGAGACCAGGGAGGUCCCAGUGAGGAAGGAGAAGAGCAGCACCGUCCUGACGGGCCUAAGGCCAGGUGUGGAGUACACAGUCCACGUGUGGGCCCAGAGGGGGGCCCGGGAGAGCAAGAAGGCUGACACCAAGGCCCCGACAGAAAUCGACAGCCCCAAAAACCUGGUGACCAAUCGAGUGACAGAGAACACCAUUACCAUCUCCUGGGACCCCGUGCGAGCCACCAUUGACAGGUACAUGGUGCGCUACACCUCAGCUGAUGGAGAGACCAGGGAGGUUCCAGUGGGGAAGGAGAAGAGCAGCACCAUCCUGACGGGCCUGAAGCCAGGUGUGGAGUACACCAUCCAGGUGUGGGCCCAGAAGGGGGCCCGGGAGAGCAAGAAGGCCAACACCAAGGCCCUGACAGAAAUUGACCCUCCCAAAAACCUCCGUCCAUUUGGGGUAACACAUUCUGGUGGGGUGUUAACCUGGAUGCCUCCCUCUGCUCAGAUCGAUGGCUACAUCCUGACCUACCAGUUCCCAAAUGGCUCAGUGAAGGAGGUGCAGCUCCGAAGGGGCGACCAGAGGUUGGAGUUGCAAGACCUGGAGCAGGGCACCACCUACCCUGUGUCCUUGGUUGCCUUUAAGGGUGAUCGCCGGAGCAGGAGCGUCUCCACCCCCCUCUCCACAGUUGAUGCCCGUUUCCCACACCCCUCGGACUGCAGCCAGGUGCAGCAGAACAGCAACGCUGCCAGUGGUCUCUACACCAUCUACAUAAAUGGCGACGCCAGCAGGCCCUUGGAGGUGUACUGUGACAUGGACACGGACGGAGGCGGCUGGAUUGUCUUCCAGAGACGGAACACUGGGCAACUGGAUUUCUUCAAGCGUUGGCGGAGCUACGUGGAAGGCUUUGGGGACCCCAUGAAGGAGUUCUGGCUUGGACUUGAAAAACUGCACAAUCUCACCACGGGCACCCCCACCCGGUAUGAGGUGCGAGUGGACUUGCAGACCGUCAACGAAUCCGCUUAUGCCGUGUAUGAUUUCUUUCAAGUGGCCUCCAGCAAGGAGCGCUACAAGCUGACAGUUGGGAAAUACAGAGGCACAGCAGGGGACGCUCUUACUUACCACAAUGGAUGGAAAUUUACAACUUUUGACAGGGACAAUGAUAUCGCCCUCAGCAACUGUGCCCUGACCCAUCAUGGUGGAUGGUGGUACAAGAACUGCCACUUGGCCAAUCCCAAUGGCAAAUACGGGGAGACCAAGCACAGUGAGGGGGUGAACUGGGAGCCCUGGAAAGGACACGAGUUCUCCAUUCCUUACGUGGAGUUGAAAAUCCGCCCCCAUGGCUACAGCAGAGGGCGUUUCUCUGGCAGAAAGAAGCGGACACUGAGAGGAAAGACGAGAGCCUUCUGAUGGCCGGUUGCAGCAGUCCUCGCAGGAAGCCACCAGCUGGGGUUGGGGCUGUGUAGGCUUGGGCUGGUGGUUAGUGGGGAUCGGGGGACGGAAGUCUGAGGGUUGCUCAGGGCCUCUAGUUUCUGAGAUUGAUGGGUAACCCAGAACAAAUGGGUCCCCCACUUCAAAUCACAGCAGUUCCACCCCUGACACCUGCAUUUUCUCCCAGCUACCCCCAGGGGACCCGAGAAUCCUCAAUAUUGUAGUUGCACAGUAUGUGUGAGUGGGGAAGGGUGCUGGAACUCACGGGUCUUCAGCCCACUUUGAUAAUACAUAUACUGCAUUAGGGUGAAAAGAUGAAUCACCUAGUAUCUCACCCAUCGGGAAUCUCUAGAAAUGGGUGUGUAUAUAUACACAUAUUUAAAGCUCUGCUACUACAAAUCUUUCUGGAAAAAAGCAUCACAGAGAGGUUCCGACUCCCCAGGGGUCAGGGCUGAGGCAGCCCGGCAUUUGUUGUUCUUCCUGGGUUUUGAGAGAAAGUGCAGCUCUUACCCACUUUAUACUGCUGGUGUUAUGGGGCACAUGAAGGGGAAGGGCCAGUGCACUCACAUUUAGCUGAGCUCUGACGGGGCUCCUCCGGCUUGCUGGAAACGGAAGCUCCCAUUUUACUGCUAUCUUUAACUGCCCCCUUUCCAUCCAUUUGCAUAAUCACUUGCAUAGAUCUGCAUAUGUUGUAAAUAAAUUCUCACUCAUUUCAACUUUAAAUGAUUUGACUCUCUUAAUAACUAGUUCCACCCAGGACUCUUCCUGGACUCCCCUUUGUGCCCAUGUGGCCCUCAGCCUCGCUGCUUCCCCGGCUCCCGUCCCUGCUGGACCCUGGGUUUUCCCAGGUUCCCCAGCCCCAUGAGGCUUACUGCUUGACUGGACAGAGUCAGAUUCUUCUUGCUUGUUUCCUAUCAUCCUGGAAGUUUUCUGUAGCUAAGUCAAUGGCCAUUGA
Messenger RNA from Marmota flaviventris (yellow-bellied marmot), 5777 nucleotides. NCBI's taxonomy places the organism in Eukaryota, Metazoa, Chordata, Mammalia, Rodentia, Sciuridae. The record is from RefSeq and is a predicted model, not a curated record.